Molecule: messenger RNA, 1804 nt
Organism: Setaria italica (foxtail millet)
Lineage: Eukaryota; Viridiplantae; Streptophyta; Magnoliopsida; Poales; Poaceae
Product: phytoene synthase, chloroplastic
Exons: 8
Coding region: 200-1447 (415 amino acids)
Biological process (GO): carotenoid biosynthetic process
Molecular function (GO): geranylgeranyl diphosphate synthase activity
Source: RefSeq, a predicted model, not a curated record
UGCACAUGUAGCAUAUGCCAACAAUGCAAGCAGGAUACCGUACCGUGAAAUGCAUGAAAUCCCUCCUGUUCCAUGAAAAAAAAAGUGCAUGAAAUCCCGGUAGGAGAGGAGAGCAGUAGGAGAGGAGACCAACGAUAAGAGGUGCCCGUGGCAGAUAGUGCGGCGGCCACCACCCAGCAUAACAACAGGCGACAGACACAUGGCCAUCAUCCUUGUACGAGCAGCGUCGCCCGGGCUCUCCGACGCCGCCCACCAUGGGAGCGGGAGCGGGAGCCUCGGCCAGUGCUCCUCCCUGCUCAAGAGGCGGCGCCGCUGGAUGCUCUGCUCGCUCCGGUACGCCUGCCUCGGCCUGGGCCCGGGGGAGAGGGAGAUUGGCCGGGCCCCCGCCGUGUACUCCAGCCUGGCCGUAAACCCGGCGGGAGAGGCCGUCGUCUCCUCCGAGCAGAAGGUCUACGACGUCGUGAUGAAGCAGGCCGCAUUGCUCAAGCGCCAGCUGCGCACGCCCGUCCCUCUUGACGUCAGCAGGCCCCGGGACCUGGAGAUGCCGCGCAACGGCCUCAGGGAGGCCUACGCCCGCUGCGGAGAGAUCUGCGAGGAGUAUGCCAAGACUUUUUACCUCGGAACUUUGCUGAUGACAGAGGAGCGGCGCCGCGCCAUAUGGGCCAUCUAUGUGUGGUGUAGGAGGACGGAUGAGCUCGUGGAUGGGCCAAACGCCAACUACAUUACGCCGACAGCCUUGGACCGGUGGGAGAAGAGACUUGAGGAUCUAUUCGAGGGACGCCCUUACGAUAUGCUUGAUGCCGCUCUUUCUGAUACCAUCUCAAGGUUCCCCAUAGACAUUCAGCCCUUCAGGGACAUGAUUGAAGGGAUGCGGAGCGACCUUAGAAAGGCAAGGUAUAAGAACUUUGACGAGCUCUACAUGUACUGCUACUAUGUUGCUGGAACUGUGGGAUUAAUGAGUGUACCUGUGAUGGGCAUCGCACCUGAGUCUAAGGCAACAACUGAAAGCGUGUACAGUGCUGCCUUGGCUCUUGGAAUUGCGAACCAACUCACAAAUAUACUACGGGAUGUAGGAGAGGAUGCUAGAAGAGGAAGGGUGUAUUUACCACAAGAUGAACUGGCACAGGCAGGGCUCUCUGAUGAGGACAUCUUCAAUGGUGUCGUCACAAACCGAUGGAGAAAAUUCAUGAAGCAGCAGAUCAAGAGGGCCAGGAUGUUUUUUGAGGAGGCGGAAAGAGGGGUGACUGAGCUCUCACAAGCUAGCAGAUGGCCAGUAUGGGCCUCACUACUGUUGUACCGGCAAAUCCUGGAUGAGAUUGAAGCAAACGACUACAACAACUUCACAAAGAGGGCGUAUGUAGGCAAAGGGAAGAAAUUGCUAGCACUGCCUGUUGCAUACGGGAAAUCGCUACUGCUGCCAUGCUCACUGAGAAAUAGCCAGACCUAGCCGCCAGAAGAAACAGGACAAGAUGAUCAGGUUAGGCUAGGUAGAAAAUAGGGCAAUGUCUGGUGGAGUUGUUGUUCAGGUGUAUCAUAUGAAAUGUUGGGGGCAGGCACCGAUAAAGCACUGCAACCAACCUAGAUAUGAUGGAUAUGGAAUGCUUGCCUGUAUAUCCUCUUAGGAGCAUAUGCAUGUCUCUGAAGGAAAGAAGCAACAUGUAUACUGUUUUCUUUGUUAUAUCAUCCCAAACACAGAUUGGGGGGGGAAACACAACUGAUGUUGUUCUGUAAAUGGCAAUGCUAAAUGUUGUCGUAUAGGAAGCUUGUGGAAUUGAAAUAUAGAAUUUCUGAUGGUGUUGAUCGA